Physcomitrium patens is the source of this 7374-nucleotide messenger RNA. RefSeq names its product protein SUBSTANDARD STARCH GRAIN 4, chloroplastic. The record is from RefSeq and is a predicted model, not a curated record. Gene Ontology annotation, cellular component: plasma membrane. Gene Ontology annotation, biological process: protein secretion. Lineage: Eukaryota; Viridiplantae; Streptophyta; Bryopsida; Funariales; Funariaceae.
AGGACCGGGGCGAGCUGGGACUGGACUGGACUGUAAGUAGUGGUAAGUAGUAGUAGUAAGCCAGGCGUUGAGUCCGCGCACUGCGAGCCAGCCAGCCAUAGUCACGCCAGCGCGGGAGAAGCGAGAGAGACGCGAGGGGCGAGCCAGAGACGAGAGAGAGACGAGAGAGAGCGAGAGCGAGAGCGAGAAAAAUUGUGGCUGUGGCGAGUGGUGACCCCUUGAUUCCCAAGGUCAUUCUCCAGCUUCACUUCUCGUCUCCAUUGAAGAAUCCACAAACGCGCGGCACCAUUUCCUUUUUCCGGGCUUCUCAAUUGCCUCCUCCUCCUCCUCCUCCCCUUCCCUUCCCGCCCUCGUUCGUUCAUGUGCUAGGGCAAUUCUUUGGUCUUCUUCUGCUUCUGCUUCUCCCGCUUUCUCCACGACCAUGAUCAUAUCUUCUUCCUCCCCCUCCUCCUCCUCCUCAUCUGCCCUCCUCCUUGUUUAAUCCCCCCCCCCCCUCCUCCUACUUCUCCUCCUCCUACUUCUCCUCCUCCUCUUCUCUUCUCCUUCCCUCCCUCUCUCGGGAUGAUGCUGGCCAGGCUCGCUUAUUCCCCUGCCUCCUCCACCCUCCGCUCCUCCUCUCUUUCCCGCACUAGUAUUUCUCGUCUCUCUUCUCCCCUCCCCAUCCGCCGUUCUCGUCCCUCGUCUGUGCGUCCUGUACGCGCCUCCUCUAACCUCUUUGAUCAAGGAACCUCUUGGUGGCGCCAAAACCGCCCUACCGUGUCUACUUUUCCUAGCGUGCUUCAACGCCUGCACGCUCAUCAAUUCCGAGCCCGCUUCAUCAAAGCUGCAUCAUGGCUGGCCGCAAUGUUGUUGCUCGUAGCCAGCGCACGCUAUGCACAAUUGCGGGCUCAGCUGUAUAUGGACCGCAAUAUCCUGCCUCCCCUGGCUUCAAUUUUAACUACGCACUUGGGUCGGGAUGUGAGGCUUGGGAAAGUGGAACGGUUGUCCUUCUUAUCCGUAUCUCUUGGUACAAGUUCUAUCGGACCUCAUGCAGAGGAAUUUUCCUGUGGAGGAAUUCCAGCAAUUCAAAUUCAUUUCCGACCAUUAAAGAGUCUCAAGAGGGGCCAAGUUGUCUUGGAUGCUGUGUUAAGGAAUCCUCAUGUGCUUGUUGCUCAGAAGCGGGAUUGGUCUUGGUUGAGUAUUCCUAUGUUAUCAGAGAAAAAACCCACCACCAACAGGCAUAGCUCUGAAGCUGGUAUUGAUGAUCGCACCAAAGUGAGACGCAUUGCACGAGAAGAUACUUUGUUAAAAAUGAUGAAGGAAAGGGAUUUAGCUGCACGCCAAGCUAGCAAAUCUGGUUAUAGAAUGGGAGGUAUGGUGGAUUCCGUCAAUACAAAAAGCAAAGAUGUGAUUGAAAAGGAAAGUCUAGGGAGUAUUGAGGGCGAUAUGGAGAUUGCUCAGGCCGAAUCAGAUGUUGAUGAUGAGAGUUUAAACUCUCAGGAACAAGGUGGUUUUCAGAGAAUAGAGCGGAGGGGGAAAAGGAACACCAUUGCAGGUUUUAGCGAGGACGACUUUGACGCACCCUUAUUAGCCAAAGAUAUUGAAAGACAGGUCUGGAGAGCGAAAAGCUGGACUGAAAAGCAUUUUCUGAAGCCCGUAAGAAGGAAGCUGUUAAAGAUGCGGUCUCAAAGGCGUAGCUCCGUGCUCUCAAAGUCUGAAUAUCAAAACUGGAACCUCCAACGUAGUGCCAUAGCUUGUCGCGGCAUGUUUGAAAAGAUCGAUCGAGAUAAAAGGCGAAAGCUCCUUUCUGCAAGGAAUAGUGGAAUUAAGGGACAAGGAGGCGGUAUGAAAUCUGAUUUAGAGAAAGUUUCUUCCAAUAUUCUUCAGAUGGAGAACAAUCAAUCAUUUGUAAACACUAAGGAAAUUGGGGAUGGCUUGGUGGCAUCAGUGACGAAUCAUCAUGCAUUUCAGAGCAGACAAGGUGGGAAUGUGCAGACAUCAAGAACGGACCAAACUUCUCCUGCUACUUUGAAAGGAACUGGGAUGAGCUCCUUUGAUGAGCUUUGGGAUCAUGGAUCAACGAAGGAUGAAGGGCAUGGGAUGUCGUUGACAAUAAAGGUCAAAAGCCUCGCUAACAGACUUGUGAGACAAGCUAAGAGGCGGGUAGAUGUUUCUCGAGCUAAUGGAUGGACGCCAAUUGCCUUAAACUCUGUGUAUAUCAAGGAAGGAACGCUUUCCUUGUUGGGGUAUGGUGAUGAAGAACCUAGGGUGAUGGAGAGGGUUGAAGGGUCUGUCAAACUGAGCGGUAACCACCAGCAGAUUCUGGUGCAGGUGACAGGAAGGCCCAAUGAAUGGCGAACAGGGAAGACAGGGAAUGGUGGGAGGCUUCUUGUGAAAGUAGCUGUUGACCUGGCUAAUCAGUCCUGGGAUGUCAGACUCAAAAGCUGCAAUAUUUUUGCACCACUCUUUGAGAGGUUACUCGAGUUACCUUUGGAGUGGUCAAAUGGCCGGGCAUCAGGAGAGCUACGAAUCUGGAUGAAGAAGGAAGACGCGUUUCCAAACUUUGGUGGCAGGCUAGAUGUGAAAGGGCUUGACUUCCGUAUUGCAGAUGCCCCUGCCUCCUUCACGGGCGUUGGUGGCACAAUCUUCUUUCAAGGACAGCGCUUAUUUUUUCACAAUGCUACUGGAAAAUAUGGGUCCAUUCCAUUGACAGUUUCUGGAGAUAUGGACAUUAAUCCGGACGACGGAGAGUACCGCCUCAGUUGCCAGGUUGCAGGGGUGGAAGCAAAUGCGCUAAUGAGGAGUCUUGGUGCGCAGCCACCUCCUUUAUCUCUGGCAGGGUCUCUGAAGGGUGUUGUCUAUUGUCGGGGCCCACUGGACAGCCCAAUUUUUGAAGGCAGUGUUGAAACAACUGGCAGAAAUAUGACACUGACUUAUGAUUCACCCCCGUCAGCUGCUAUCGAUGCAGUCCGGAAAAACCUUGAGAGGGGUGCGGUAGCUGCUUAUGAUCGUGUACCCUUCGUGUCUGCUUCCUCAAGUUUUACUUUCAAUACCGACAAUGGGAUGGCUGAUUUGUAUGGACUCAAAGCAUGUCCGGUUGGUGGGGGUGAGAUUCGUGGAGCUGGAAGUCUGUGGAUCUGCCCAGAGGGUGAGAUGGAUUCAACUGCUGUAAACGUGGAUUGCUCUGGGUCCAUAGCAGGGGAUUCUCUAGCAAGUUUUUAUGCCCCAUCAGGUGUCGAGAUUCCUCCUUCUAGUUUUGGAGUUACUCAGGUGGAGGCUAAAAUUCGUGGAGCGGUGCUAAUGCCAGUUUUUGACAUUAAAUGGGCUACACCGGAGGCACAAGGUGCCUUUUAUGAAGGUCGCGGAGAUGUCCACAUUUCUCGAGAAGCCAUCAUUCUGCACUCGUUGGCAUCUUCUUUUAAUUUAACGACUACAGUUCAUACAAGAUACCCUCCCAUAGUACGAAAUUGUGGUCCUCGGGUUCCAAAAGUGAAAUUAGCUACUAUGCCAUCAGUAACUGGGUUGGAAGUUGAUAUGCGACUGGAUGGUUUUGAUCUGAUGGGUGUUCAAUCUCUUUGCUUUGGUGAAGCUUUUUCUCCUCCUCAGUCCAUGCAUAUGAAUGUUUAUGGUAAGAUAAAAUUCGAUGGCCACGUUCCUGAUAAGGAGACAUCAUCGCUGGAGGGCUUACAAUCUGAUUUAUCAUUGGAGAGGAAUCUCACAAACAUGAUCGGGGACGUGUCUUUGUCGGGACUGAAGCUUAAUCAAUUUGUGGUUGCUCCAAACCUUAUCGGUUCAUUACACAUUUCCCCUACUGCUUUAAAGCUUGAUACUUCCGGCAGGAUCAACGAGCAUCUUCGUGUGCAAGUUUUUGACAUGAAGGAAGACCGGAACUCCUCCACAGAUGGACAACUUUUGCUGCCCUCGUCUGGUGAAAGGUCUCGGAAGGGAUUGUCGUUUUCGUUAGAAAGGGGGCACCUCCGCACCAAUCUUCAGUAUCGACCAGGGAAUUCUGCAAAGCUUGAGGUUCGGAACUUGCAACUUGAUGAGUUGGAAUUAGCGUCUUUGCGAGGUGCAGUGCAUAAGGCGGAUAUGUCUUUGGAUCUUCUCAGAAGGAAAGGACGAGGGAGCCUUGAUGUCAAACAACCACGUUUUAGCGGCCUACAAGGAGAGUCUCUUGAUUUGGCAGCUCGCUGGUCUGGAGAUGUGGUGACGCUGGAGAAGUCGGUACUUGAGCAAGCGUAUAGUAAGUAUGAACUGCAAGGAGAGUAUGUGUUACGAGGGCAACGUGCUGGAGAGAAAGAGAGAGACGAAGAAGUGAUGUUGGAAAAAGCAAUGGGAGGACAAUUAGGCACAUUCAUCACUUCGAUGGGACGCUGGCGCUUGCGCCUUGAAGUACCUCAAGCAGAAGUUUCUGAAAUGCUACCAGUUGCUCGUCUUUUGUCGCGGAGCAGUGAUCCUGCUGUUGUGUCUAGAUCAAAAGAAAUAUUUCUGCAAGGAGUACAAAACGCAGGUUUUUCUGCAGAUAAUGCAAAGGAACUGCUGGAUUAUAUCGGCAGCAGAAAAGCUGGUGACCCCGAGGAUGAAAGUGAACCUGAAGCACUUCCUUUGCCUGGACUUGCGGAGCUUAAGGGAAAGUGGAAAGGUACCCUUGAAGCCACUGGUGGUGGCAAAGGAGACACUACGGCGGACUUUGAUCUCCGAGGGGAGGAUUGGGAGUGGGGUGCCUACAGAACUCAACGUGUCAUUGCAGUUGGUGACUUUACAAACAAUGACGGUCUUCGACUUGAGCGAUUUUUCAUUCAGAAAGACACUGCCACUCUACAUGCCGAUGGAACUGUGCUAGGCGCUAAGCCUAAUCUUCACUUCGCUGUUCUAAACUUCCCUGUCAACCUAGUACCACCUCUUUUGCAUGCUAUUCAAUCAAGCUCCCAGAAGCCUCUUCCAUCAUCUUCAGUGUCCUCACCUCCAUCUUUAAAGGGUACCCUCUACAUGGAGGGUGACCUGAGGGGUCAUAUGAUUAAACCCCAGUGUGAUGUCCAAAUCAGACUUCUGGAUGGUGCUAUUGGAGGAGUCAGUUUGGGUCGUGCUGAAGUCGCAGCGUCUAUCACUUCUGCAAAUCGAUUAGCCUUCAAUGCCGUCUUUGAGCCAAUUACGCAUGCUGGUCAUGUCCGCGUGAGAGGAAGUCUGCCUAUGAGUCCAGAGGAAACCCUGGAUGAAUUGCGAGAGGAAUUGGACGAGGAGCAAGGUAGGGAAAGGAAGAAGCAUAGAAGGGCGCGGGGACGGGGUUGGGAAAGAAGCCGGGAACGAGAUGUUGAAGACGAUGACAACGUGGUCAGUGAUGUACAGGACAGAAGUGGGGGUGGUGAAGAAGGAUGGGAAGUGAGAUUGGCUGAGAGCUUAAAACCUUUGGAUAAGGAUUUUGUCGAUUCUGGUGCUGUUCAGAUAGAUGCAGCUGUUAAGGAUGGGGGUAUGAUGUUGCUUACAGCUUUCUCUCCAAAUUUACAAUGGAUCCAGGGUUACGCUGAUGUGACUGCGCAGAUUAGGGGAACAGUACAGCAACCAGUUGCUGAUGGCGUGGCAAAGUUUCAUAAAGUCUCUGUAUCCUCUCCCGUGUUGCCAAGGCCUUUCUACAAUCUGGGCGGUAGCAUAUGUGUCAAAAACAAUCAGCUAUGCGUGGAAGGACUAGAAGGGCGGGUUGGAAGACGUGGCCGCUUGGAAGUGCGGGGUCAGUUACCCAUAAAAGCCAAUGAAGGAAUCAACAAUGGAGAAGCCAUUGAAAUUAAGGCUGAUAGUUUGGAGGUGCGAGCUAGACACACUUUCAGUGGGCAAGUAGAUAGUAACAUGCGUUUGAUGGGUUCUCUCUUGGAACCUGAGGUCACUGGAUUAGUGAAAUUAAGCCACGGUGAAGCAUACCUGUCACAAGAGAAAGGUAUGGAGAAAGGCCCAAAUUCCUCGCCUUCAGCAACUACUCCAGAUUCAUCAAGAGCUAACACCUACUCCAGAUUCACCAAGGCAAAUACUCUAAUGGCAGCACCUGGAAAUAUUUCUCGCAACCAAACUGCCGAGAUGUUGCCUUUGCCCGAUAAACUCAUUAGGAAGAUAUCAGACGAUCUCUCCUCUAUUGAAGGUAAAGAUCAGAAGUCACAGCCGCCUAUAGCGGUACGCCUUCGAAGUUUAAAGCUUCAGCUGGGCCCUGAACUUCGUAUGGUAUACCCUUUGAUCCUUAAUUUUGCGGUGAAUGGUGAGCUGGAGCUAAAUGGCUUUGCGGACUCGACGAGAGUGAAACCAAAGGGUACAUUGACAUUUGAAAAUGGAGAUGUUAAUCUAGUUGCUACCCAGGUUCGGCUGAACAGGGACCAUGCAAAUAGAGCUAAAUUUGAACCAGAUCAAGGUUUUGAUCCCAGCCUUGACCUUGCGCUAGUGGGAGCAGAUUGGCAGAUUAAGGUGCAGGGGCUGGCCAGCAAAUGGCAAGACAAUCUUGUUGUGACAUCUAUUCGCACUGGCGAACAGGAUGCUCUUACCCCUAUUGAGGCUGCACGUGUGUUUGAAAGUCAACUAGCAGAUUCUUUGCUUGAAGGAGAUGGACAGCUCGCGUUUAAGAAGCUAGCGGCAGCUACUGUUGAGACUCUCAUGCCCAAAAUUGAAACAAAAGGAGAGUUUGGGCAAGCACGAUGGCGCUUGGUUUCAGCACCUCAGGUCCCCAAUCUACUCUCCCUUGACCCAACAACAGAUCCUUUCAAGUCUUUGGCCAACCUCUCUUUUGGCGCCGAAGUCGAGGUGCAAUUGGGAAAACAUUUACAGGCAUCCGUUGUGCGCCAGCUCAAGGAAUCAGAAAUGGCUACACAGUGGACUUUGCUUUACCAGCUCAACAGCAAGUUGCGUGUACUUUUCUCCUCUAUACCGUCUGUUGACAAUCGGUUGCUGAUUGAGUAUUCGGCAUCGUCACAAAGUUGAUAUCCUCGAUGAGGCACUACUGUUAGAUCUGGAUUUUAUGCACUUAUUAAUUUUGUCAGCUAUUUCUGUAAUUUUAGACUCGUUACUUUGUAAGUUGUAAGUAGUAUUUUUCUCUAAUUUGUUGGUCAUCAAUUGAUUUGAUUUCCUGAAAUGGUAUUUAUUUAAUCAGAUGACCUGCCUUGAUGUUGGUAACUUUAGAAUAGCUUUGUAAGCACAUUUCCACAUGGGGAUUUACCCUAAACCUGUGUAGAUUGUAGACCUAGCCUAGGUAGUUUUCUGAUUUGUGACAGGUAUUUUGAAGUAUUUUUCAUUAACCCUAGAUGUCAAGGAGUAAGCGUAUUUUUUAAUUUUUUUGUAUAAAGACAUCUACUCUGAUCUUUUGGACAUACCCUUCCUCAAUACUAGAAAAUAAAAAUUCUCUCGACCAUGCAUUGAAAAAUA